Molecule: messenger RNA, 486 nt
Organism: Pelobates cultripes (western spadefoot toad)
Lineage: Eukaryota; Metazoa; Chordata; Amphibia; Anura; Pelobatidae
Source: the annotation of a GenBank genome assembly
AUGGCGGUUGCCACGCGUCAGUCAGCAAGCAUGGGGGCAGGUGGGGAGCCGGCGAAUAACUCUCUGACAAAGCUUGAUGACAUUUUUGCUGCCUUUUGGGCCAGGAUGUCGGAGAGGAUGCUGAACAAAACACCAGCUAAGCGGACCACUCCUGCACUCACACCCCCGACCCUCUCAUGCUCCAAGGGCGGAUUCAGAAUGAUAACCGCUAACAGUGCCCCAAAAAGGCGCCGACAACGGGACCAGCAGCACAGACAGAAACGAAAAGCCUGUCCUAUAUCCAGCACCCACACUCACCUCAAGCCACCACGACGCCGCACAGGACCAGAGGCACCCUGCCCAUCAGGACAGCGCCCACUACCUGACAAAGCAAACCUCCGCCACUACAGGCCGGAUGCCUGGCACUUAGCCACAUAUAUGCCUUUGACACUCCAGGCGACAGGGGCUCUCGGGAACUGCGCUUGGCGCCCAGAAGGGAUCGGAUGA